CAAACGGAGGCGUUACCACUUCCUUUCUGAGUGAGUUUGCGGACGCGAAGUGUGGAGUGGAGAGAAGUGUCUUUAGUUCGUUUACAACCUGUAACCAUGGCCCCCAGCACGCAAGCGGAUGAUACCAUCUCCGGUGUAAGGAAAGGCAUUCGAGCCAUUCUGCUCGGCCCACCCGGUGCGGGGAAGGGGACACAGGCACCCAAGCUUGCAGAGAAGUACUGUGUGUGUCAUUUAGCUACUGGGGACAUGCUGAGGGCCAUGGUGGCAUCUGGCUCAGAGCUCGGUCAGCGGCUUAAGGAAACCAUGGAUGCCGGCAAACUGGUGAGUGAUGAGAUGGUGGUGGAGCUCAUUGAAAACAACCUGGACGCGCCUGCAUGCAAGAAUGGAUUCCUGCUGGACGGUUUCCCCCGCACCGUCAAGCAAGCAGAAAUGCUGGACGGCCUUUUGGAGAAGCGUGAUGAGAAACUGGACUCUGUGGUUGAAUUCUCUGUUGAUGACUCUCUGCUAGUGCGCAGGAUCUGUGGGAGGCUCAUUCACCAGCCCAGUGGCCGAUCUUACCAUGAAGAGUUCAACCCUCCCAAAGAGCCAAUGAAGGAUGAUGUGACUGGGGAGCCUCUUAUUCGCCGCAGUGAUGACAACGAGACCACUCUGUGCUCCCGACUAGAGUCCUAUCACAAGCAGACGGCCCCUCUAGUGCAGUACUACAGUGCCCGCGGCCUCCACACUGCUGUUGAUGCUUCUCAGUCCCCCAACCUCGUCUUUGCCUCCAUCCUUGCUGCCUUCUCUGCUGCUACCUCUGUAUGAAAUCCAGUUUCUCCCAUCCAGAUGUGAAAAUAAUGGAUGGGGGAAAGGGGGAGCUGGAAGUGUCUCAGAUGUUUAUUUUGAUCAUGCCAUGUAGUGAAUGUGUUUUGUAAUGAACACAGAUUUAACUGAAACCCAGUUGAUUUCCUCCAAUAAACAUGGGAGACUAUUUUCUACUACCUUACAUGACGAGGUCGAUUCUUUG
Sinocyclocheilus rhinocerous is the source of this 1006-nucleotide messenger RNA. Its product is annotated as adenylate kinase 2, mitochondrial-like. Gene Ontology annotation, biological process: ADP biosynthetic process. Bases 97 to 804 code for a protein of 235 amino acids. NCBI's taxonomy places the organism in Eukaryota, Metazoa, Chordata, Actinopteri, Cypriniformes, Cyprinidae. Gene Ontology annotation, molecular function: AMP kinase activity; ATP binding. The transcript has 7 exons. The record is from RefSeq and is a predicted model, not a curated record.